GCUGGUGUUUUCCCUGGUAUUUAUUAUUGGAAUGACUCUUUUGCUUAUCAAGUUGUGCUUUUCAGUAUAGAACUGCUGCAAUUGAAGGAAUUCGAUGGUCCCUUUAAAUUUUAUUUCUUUGCAGAUUGCUUUCACCCGGAAGAAGGAUUUUGGAAAAGAACAACGCGAACUUCAAUGGGCACAUGCACAGAGAACCCUUCACGGGCUCCAAGUUCCAGACCCCAAAAGAUUUAGCGAAACUACCAAUUUCAAUGAGCUUAAUCAGUUGGCUGAGGAUGCGAAGAGGAGAGCUGAAAUUGCUAGGCUGCGUGAGUUGCAUACACUGAAAGGUCAUGUUGAAUCAGUGGUGAAGUUGAAGGGUCUUGACAUUGAGACAAUUCAGCAGGCAUACACCGUUUAAAGAGAAGUCUGUUUGGGAGGUUUAAUUUAUCUGUUGUGAUAGUCAUCAGAAUGUUAUAGUGAGUUACCUUUGAAACAGCAUGUUCUUAAUAGUGCCUUAUAGAUUAGCGGAGUACUAUUUUUGAAGUUGUUAUUUGCCUUUUCCUGCCUUGAUGUCCCGUAGCUCCUGUAGAUGUUGUAUUGACCCAGAAUGAUGAACAUCAAGUGAUGCCAGCAUUCGUUGUCUAUAUUCGUAAAAGCUUUUUUCUAAUUAUAUUUCCUUGUUUCGCAUCCACUAUAUGUUGUACUUGUUUCACUUCAUUUCUUGGCUUCAUAUAAUAAGCAGAGCAUUGUGUCCACUUCUUUUGUUGGCUUUCAUUCUUCAGCUUGAUGCUAGGUUCUGUUUUCCUUCUCCUUUUUCCUCUUCUUUUUAGUUUUCACUUUACUUUAUUGUAUGCCCUUACCUUAUUCCGUCCCUGGAAAUCACAGUGGUAGAUGCAAUGAUUUCGUGAGAUGAGUUGCUUUCACUCUCUAAGUUAAGAAAAUAUGUUGGCUGUCCGAGCCAAGAGAAUGUAUAUGUGCACACGUGUGUGAGACUUCUUUUUCCAUUGAAACUGAAAGUGAGAUUUUUUCGUAGCUAUCAAGCGAUGUUUAGGAAAGAAAUAAAAUUAGUCCACCCUGCAGCUUGACUUGAGUUGUUCAUUGAGGAAUUCUUUCAUAAAU
This is a messenger RNA of Lycium barbarum (goji berry), 1101 nucleotides long. Its product is annotated as plasma membrane ATPase 2-like. Lineage: Eukaryota; Viridiplantae; Streptophyta; Magnoliopsida; Solanales; Solanaceae. The transcript has 2 exons. Bases 95 to 400 code for a protein of 101 amino acids. The record is from RefSeq and is a predicted model, not a curated record.